CUGCUCUUGGUGUCGCAAGGUUAAUGAGGCCUGAGGGGAAAAGUGGAAGGAGAGUGAGAGAGACGUGCAUAUAGGUAACAGAGGCGCAUCGACUCUGCUCGGCGAGACAUGUGAUGGGAAGGCUUGAAUCCCCUCUCCUCUUCCAAUCCAAAAUCCUCUGCCUCUCCCUCCUCUACCUCCUCACCACUCUUCCUUUGUCUAUCUACGUUUCCAUCUCCCAGACGGGAUGCCCUCCCCUCAUCCCCAAGACCCAGCUCUUCUCCUACCCUUCCACCUACGGCGAGCACAAGUACGCCCUCCCGACCACCCGCUCCACAUGCCGCUCCCCUGUUCAGUUCUCAGACUACCGUGCGGUUUUCGAGGAGAUCCGUAGUCUCUGCUGGAAUUCCACGUCGUCCGCUCCUUCCUCCCCUGGUUUGAGAUACCUGGCGGGCAGGGGAGGCAGCUUCGCGGGGAAUUUUUCGACGCAGAAGAGGAAGUCUUUCUUCAAUCACACCGAUGAUGAUCAGGUUGAGGUCCCUUGUGGAUUCCUCAAGGAAUUCCCCGUCAGGGAAUCUGACGGAUUGGCCAUGGAGCGUUGCAGUGGAGUGGUUGUGGCAUCGGCGAUCUUCGGCGACCAUGACAAAAUUCGGCAACCAAAGGGCUUGGGCGUCCAGACAUUACAAUUUGUUUGUUUCUUUAUGUUCAUAGAUGAUUCCACUCUCAGAGGCCUUGCUGCCCACGACAUCCUUACGAACACGGAAGGGGACGGCGUCGACAUGAUUGGAGCAUGGAGGAUAGUAAGGGUCUUGAGCAGCGAAUUGCCUUAUGAUAACCCUGCGAUGAAUGGAGAGAUCCCAAAGCAUUUGAUUCACAGGCUCUUCCCACAUUCGAAAUUCAGCAUCUGGUUGGACGCAAAGCUUCAGCUCACAGUAGACCCCUUGCUGCUGAUCCAUUCUCUUUUGAUAGCAAAGGAUGCGGACAUGGCUAUCUCCAAGCAUCCUUUCAAUGUCCACACCAUGGAAGAGGCAAUGGCGACCGCAAGGUGGAGGAAGUGGGCAGAUAUCGAGUCUCUGAGAGUGCAAAUGGAGACAUACUGUGAGAAUGGGCUGCAACCCUGGUCACCCAGCAAGCACCCGUAUACAACAGAUGUUCCAGACACUGCACUCAUAAUAAGGAGGCACGGACUUCGUAGCAACCUCUUCUCCUGCCUUCUAUUCAACGAGCUGGAAGCUUUUAACCCCAGGGACCAGCUCGCUUUCGCCUACGUGAGGGAUCUUAUGAGCCCCAAGAUCAACAUCAACAUGUUCGAGGUGGAGGUUUUCGAGCAUGUAGCUGUGGAGUACAGGCAUAACCUCAAACGCGAUGGAGUUGGGCAGCAGAUCCGGAGGGCCUCCUCACGAGACAUCGGCGAGAGCAGCUGCAAGGCCUACCUUCUGAAGAUGUGGGGAGAAUCCAACGAUUAAGGCUUAAGGCUUUUUGGCCUUCUCCCACACGCAAGUGCACAUGAAGCCUAUGAGUUAUGAGAUAAUUGGGGACCAGAAAUUAAGAAAACGCCGCCCACCAUUACAAGAACCUCGAAGGGGAAGACAUUGACUUUCAGUGCACAAAAGAACCGGGGAGGUGGGAUUGCUUAUAUGGGGGAGGUGGUGAUUAGUUCACUCCACCAGCUCCAUUUUUUAAGAUUCUUUAUGUAAGCACUUGAGGAAGAGAGUAAUUCUUUUUUUCAGCCUAUUAGGCAUUCCCAUGAAUGAAUAAUUUAUAAUUAGUGUUUUUUUUUU
Messenger RNA from Phoenix dactylifera (date palm), 1760 nucleotides. Its product is annotated as transmembrane protein (DUF616). NCBI's taxonomy places the organism in Eukaryota, Viridiplantae, Streptophyta, Magnoliopsida, Arecales, Arecaceae. The record is from RefSeq and is a predicted model, not a curated record.